Molecule: messenger RNA, 816 nt
Organism: Penicillium argentinense
Lineage: Eukaryota; Fungi; Ascomycota; Eurotiomycetes; Eurotiales; Aspergillaceae
Product: class I SAM-dependent methyltransferase
Exons: 1
Coding region: 1-816 (271 amino acids)
Molecular function (GO): methyltransferase activity
Source: RefSeq, a predicted model, not a curated record
AUGCCCAAAAUCGAAUCAGCAACAUACACCCACGGCCACCACGCCAGCGUGAUCCGCAGCCACGCAGCGCGCACAGCCAAAAACUCCGUCGCCUUCCUCCUCCCACACCUCAAGCCCAGCAUGAAAAUCCUCGACAUCGGCUGCGGGCCCGGCACCAUCACGGUCGACUUGGCCGAGUAUGUUCCCAAGGGAUCCGUAACGGGUCUUGAGCGGGCGGGUUCGAUCCUCGCACAAGCGCGAGAUCUCGCGGAGACCCGGGGAAUCACCAAUAUUGAAUUUGUGGAGGGUGAUGCCAAUGAUCUUUCUUUUGCGGAUGGUAGUUUCGAUGUCGUUCUUUGUCACCAGGUUCUGCAGCAUGUGGGGGACCCCGUGGGAAUGCUUCGGGAGAUGAAUCGGGUCGCGAAGAGCGGUGGUAUUGUUGCGGCGCGGGAGGCCGACUAUGGGGUCUUCGUGUGGUACCCUGAACUUCCUGGGCUGAAGGAAUGGCAGGGACUAUAUGAUCGGGUUGCGCGGUAUAAUGGGGGCGAACCGAAUGCGGGCCGAGUCUUGCAUGCAUGGGCCCGACAAGCAGGUCUGAGUGAGGUCAAGUCGUCUUGUUCAAUGUGGUGCUACUCAACUAAAGAGGAGAUUGCCUGGUGGAGUGGCUCGUGGCAGGAGCGGGCGCUGAAGUCUGCUUUUGCCGCUACGGCAAUGGAGGGCAAGUUAGCGACACAGGAGGAUUUGGAGAGGGUGUCGAGGACCUGGAAGGAAUGGGGAGAGGACCAGGAUGCGUGGUUGUCCAUUCCCAAUGCAGAGAUCCUGUCACAUAAGCAGUAG